CACAAACAAUGCAGGUCAAGAUUCUCAAGCUUCAUGUUGUCCAGAGUCCGACACUAGCCUCGUCACAUCACCUAGUAGAAGCAUUAUGUUCCAUGCCAAACCUGACUGACAUGAUGCUUGGACUGGAUCUCAAUGAGCAGUUCUACUCUGCAUUGAAAGCAAAAGCAUCAUCAAUACAAGUCCAGACUCUCAAGCUACAUGUUGUUCAGUGUCCCACACCAGCCUCAGUACAUCAUCUAGUAGAAGCACUUUGUUCUAUGCCCAAACUGACUGACCUGACACUUGGAAUAGAUCUCAAUGAAGAGUUCUACUCUACAUUGAAAGCAAAAGCAUCGUCAUUACAGGUAUGUGUGUCCUAG
Strongylocentrotus purpuratus (purple sea urchin) is the source of this 359-nucleotide messenger RNA. RefSeq lists its product as uncharacterized. Bases 9 to 359 code for a protein of 116 amino acids. The record is from RefSeq and is a predicted model, not a curated record. The transcript is spliced from 2 exons. NCBI's taxonomy places the organism in Eukaryota, Metazoa, Echinodermata, Echinoidea, Camarodonta, Strongylocentrotidae.